UUAUCUUUGGUCACGUGGUUGAAUGUCGCCGCUGCAGUCACCUGAUUUGGCGUGUUGACGCUAAUAGAGAAACAUGGCGGCACACUUAUCGUACGGGCGAGUCAAUUUAAACAUUUUGAGAGAAGCGGCACGAAAGGAGCUUCGAGAGUUUUUGGAUAAAUGUGCGGGAAGCAAGGCGAUCGUUUGGGAUGAAUAUCUGACGGGACCAUUUGGAUUGAUAGCACAGUACUCUCUACUGAAGGAACAUGAAGUGGAAAAGAUGUUCACCCUCAAGAGUGGAAAGCUUCCCUCUGCUGACGUCAAAAACAUCAUUUUCUUUGUUCGUCCAAGGCUGGAGCUCAUGGACAUCAUUGCUGAGAAUGUCUUCAGCGAGGACAAGAUGCAUUCGCCCCGAGACUUCCACAUUUUGUUCGUGCCCCGCCGGAGCAUGCUAUGUGAGCAGCGGCUGAAGGAGCAGGGUGUGCUGGCCUCCUUCGUCAACAUUGACGAGUACAUCCUGGACCUGAUCCCCUACGACGGCGACCUGCUCUCCAUGGAGUAUGAAAGUGCUUUCAGGGAGUGCUACUUAGAAAAUGACCAAACAAGCCUUUACCACACAGCCAAAGGCCUCAUGACCUUGCAGGCACUUUAUGGCACCAUUCCCCAGAUAUAUGGGAAAGGAGAUUGUGCUCGGCAUGUUGCCAACAUGAUGUUGCGAAUGAAGAGAGAGUUUGCCGGCAGUCAGAAUCAGAUCCUGCCAGUGUUCGAUACUCUGCUCCUCCUGGACCGUAAUAUUGACCUGCUCACCCCUCUGGCCACACAGCUCACCUACGAGGGUCUAAUUGACGAGAUCUAUGGAAUAACUAACGGUUAUGUGAAGUUGCCUCCGGAGAAAUUUGCGCAGAAGAAGCAGGGUGAGGCGAGUAAAGAUUUACCCACAGAGUCCAAGAAGUUACAGCUCAACUCGGCAGAGGAACUGUAUGCAGAAAUACGGGACAAGAAUUUCAACGCUGUAGGAACAGCACUCAGCAAGAAGGCCAAAAUCAUUUCAGCAGCCUUUGAGGAGCGCCACAAUGCAAAAACAGUAGGAGAAAUAAAGCAGUUUGUGUCUCAGUUGCCCCACAUGCAGGCAGCUCGGAGUUCACUGGCCAACCACACAUCGAUCGCUGAGCUGAUCAAGGAUAUCACUACAUCUGAGGCCUUCUUUGAAAAUCUAACAGUGGAGCAGGAGUUUAUGACUGGAGUUGACACAGACAAGGUGAACACGUACAUAGAAGACAGCAUUGCCCAAAAGGAUCCAUUGAUAAAGAUACUGCGUCUGGUGUGUAUGCAGUCAGUCUGCAACAACGGCCUCAAGCAGAAAGUGUUUGAAUACUACAAGAGGGAGAUUCUGCAGACCUACGGAUAUGAACACAUACUGACACUGAACAACCUAGAGAAGGCCAGUCUUUUGAAGCUACAAACAAGCUCAAGGAAUAACUACCCCACUAUAAGAAAAACACUCAAACUGUGGAUGGAAGACGCCAAUGAGCAGAAUCCCAACGACAUCUCCUACGUGUACAGUGGCUACGCUCCACUGAGCGUUCGACUGACCCAGGUCCUGGCGCGGCCCGGCUGGCGGAGCAUCGAGGAGGUGCUGAAGAUGCUCCCGGGCCCGCACUUUGAGGAGAGACAGCAGCUGCCUGCCGGCCUUCACAAGAAGCGUCAGCAGGGGGAGAAUCGGACAACGUUGGUGUUCUUCCUCGGUGGAGUGUCUUACGCAGAAAUAGCCGCCCUUCGUUUCCUCUCUCAGAUGGAAGACAGUGGGAUGGAGUAUAUCAUAGCUACCACAAAACUUCUAAAUGGUACAACUUGGAUCAAAUCCCUCAUGGACCGACCUGAAUCCCAGAUCUCCUGAGUCACCUGCGUGCACACCUGGCAACAUCAAAAGGCUCAUCCAUCGAUCGCAAAAACAGCUGUUUUUUAUGUCUAUAUCCGUGUACUGCAGGUGCCUCAUUGAUGUCUGAGCAACAACAAGCUCUUUAAUGGUGCCCUGUGGAGUUUUCUUUACUCUUGUGUUACUGUGUGUCCUUGAGCACUGAAAAUUUGCAUAGAUGAUUUAUUUAAUAUUUGAAAUACUGCAUUGUUGUGUCCAUGUUUUUGUCUUUUAUGACGCUUCUUUAACAACCAAUUGCUGAUUAGUGGAAAAUUGUUGAGCCCUGCGACAAGAAUGUGUUUCACGAACCUGCACGAUACAAACACAACGUUGACACACUAAUAAAAAGAUUCUCCUUCCAGUCCUUGAUUUGUACCCAGACUAUGGAAGAUGGUCUAUUAUUACUGUAUGUAAUGCACCCCUUUUCUCAUCUGGCUAUGUUUACAUCACUGAGGUCAUUGUUCUGCCUUGGAGUAGCUGUAAAUAUGUAUGUAUGAUUAAAAAUAUUUUUGUUGCUUGAAAACAUCGGUCACGCAUGUGAUAAUUAAAAGGGUUCUUCUUUUUUGCAGGAAGCUCUUUUUUGGCUAAUGGUAGGUAAAUAAAGACAUUACUA
Messenger RNA from Pungitius pungitius (ninespine stickleback), 2507 nucleotides. RefSeq names its product VPS33A core subunit of CORVET and HOPS complexes (gene vps33a). The record is from RefSeq and is a predicted model, not a curated record. Gene Ontology annotation, biological process: intracellular protein transport; vesicle-mediated transport. The transcript has 13 exons. NCBI's taxonomy places the organism in Eukaryota, Metazoa, Chordata, Actinopteri, Perciformes, Gasterosteidae. Gene Ontology annotation, cellular component: lysosome; CORVET complex. Bases 74 to 1876 code for a protein of 600 amino acids.